AUGUCUCGUCGAGCUCUUUUGAGCGUUCCUCGCACAAUUUCCGCCUCGGUCCAAUCCUCCGUCCGACCCUCUCUCGCCUCCCAGACUGCGUCGCCAUUCCUCAGACCUGCCAUCGCGCAGCCAUCGCAGCAGAGACGGUCGUAUCACGAGAAAGUCUUGGACCAUUAUUCCAACCCUCGAAAUGUCGGCUCCAUGGACAAGACUGCUCCCGACGUCGGUACAGGCCUCGUCGGCGCCCCUGCAUGUGGCGAUGUCAUGAAACUGCAAAUCAAAGUUGACCCGGAGACCCAAAAGAUUUCAGAUGUCAAAUUCAAGACCUUUGGCUGCGGUUCCGCCAUCGCCUCGUCGUCGUACCUGACCGAACUGGUACGCGGCAUGACGUUGGAGCAGGCGGGAAAGAUUCGAAACACGGAGAUCGCAAAGGAGUUGUGUCUCCCGCCCGUCAAGCUGCAUUGCUCCAUGUUGGCCGAAGAUGCCAUCAAAUCGGCCAUCUCGAACUACUACCAGAAGAAUCCUAAGGCGCGGGCAACCGAUCUGGGUAGCGCUUCUGCGUCGAUGCCCAAGAUCGAAAUUGAACGGGUGACGGCCACCACCGAUACCGGCGCCAGCGCCACUGCUUGA
Molecule: messenger RNA, 621 nt
Organism: Exophiala dermatitidis NIH/UT8656
Lineage: Eukaryota; Fungi; Ascomycota; Eurotiomycetes; Chaetothyriales; Herpotrichiellaceae
Product: nitrogen fixation protein NifU and like protein
Exons: 3
Coding region: 1-621 (206 amino acids)
Biological process (GO): intracellular iron ion homeostasis; iron-sulfur cluster assembly
Cellular component (GO): mitochondrial matrix; cytoplasm
Molecular function (GO): ferrous iron binding; 2 iron, 2 sulfur cluster binding
Source: RefSeq, a predicted model, not a curated record